ACAGCGCUGGAGAAAACCGUCAAAUCCCCUCUCCUCUACCCAUGGCGCGCCAUUUAAAUUUAUCAGAUAAAUGCACAAAACUGCCACUAACAGCGCUGGCGAAAGCUGUCAAAUCCCCUCUACCCAUCGGCUCAUGGCCAAUAGUUUAUAUUACAUGAAAAUAGAUAGAAAUAUUUUGAAAUUUGUAAUCGUUUAAUUUAUAAAACAAAUAAUGUGCGAUAAUCAAACACACAAAGCCGUUAGGCUAUUUCCAAGAAACAAUAGGUGGACUGGUCCUUCUUCAUCACUAGAAGAUAGAAGUAAAUGCAUGAAUAUGAGGCUCCGAUUGCCACCUGAUAUUGUAAUAAGACAAUCAAGAGAGACAUUCUUCAAACGCCUUAGAAUUAACCGCAGUAGAAGUGUUGAUCGCUUUCGCCAGAUUGUCGAAAACUACGGAGAAUUCAUGAACUACAGAUCUAUAUCACAUCUAAAAACAAUUCUAGAAUCUGAUCUCGAAGCCGCCACUCUUAUGACAGAUGUUGACGUCAAUGACGUGCUCAAUGACAUCGAACGGGAAUUAGCUCAAGUAGAUUUGCAAGAUGAAGCAGCUAAGUACGAAUUGGAUGUGCAGAGUCAAACUCAAGACAUUGUGAAUAGACUGUUGCCUGUCUGCAAAGUAUGCCUGCGAGAAAAUACGGAAGGUGACAUUUGCGGACUUUGUGCUACAUCUCUUGACUCAGAAUUUACAAAGUAAAUGUGAUUUCUAGGUUUAUUGACAUAUCUUAUGAAUGGGUUUCCCGAUAUUUUGUUUUCUUAUUAUGUAGACCAGUGGUUCUCAACCAUUUUGAGUAAUGUACCACAAAAUUAUUUUUACUAUUUUUUGUACCACCUAACCGAAAUACCUUUUAGGUAAUAUAAUUAACUAUAAUUUAUUUGCUGGACGUUUUACGGAAUUGACAAAAUAAAAUUAAACAAGAGUAAAAUUUUUUAGGUUAUAUUUUUAAAUUUUAUGGCUGUGUUUUUGCGUUUUGCGUACCACUGUAAAUGAUCAUAUGUACCACCGGUGGUACAUAUACCACAAGUUGAGAACCACUGAUGUAGACUAUUAGUAUGUAACUUUCCGAUCUAUUUAUAAAAAUUUAUAGAACUGGCUAUGGUAACUAAAGUAUUACUAACUUAGUUUUUAUUUUAAACAUUGUAUAAGCUAGUGCUGAUAUACUAUAAUUCUUAUUCAGCCAAGAAAUGGUACCUAUUUCAUGAUGUAUAGUUCUUCCACUUUAUCUUUGCCCAUGCAUGAAAUUCUUCACGAAUUACUUUUUAUACUAGGUCUCUUUUUACUCACAGAACCUAGUAUCGUAAAAUUAAGCCGCUUGUCCAUAGAAACCAUAAUAAGUUAAACAAGGAUAAACAAUUAAAACAAUAGUUCAUGUCUUUAAUACCUUGUUUACUAUGAAUUUUAACGUUUAUUUAAUUUCGCUAUUCCAACACACAGCCAAAUUUGUCCAUUGUCGGACAUACGCCUCCUCAAGAUGUCUCCAUUCAUCUCUGUCCUGCGCAGCUGCAAUUCAGUUUGUCGCUAUUCUUUUAAUGUCGUUAAAGAUCCGCCAAGUGAAGGUAAACAGUUCGUCCACAUUCCUCAUGCUUUAAUCACCCAUGACUACACUCAGAAAAGAGAAGAAGAUAAAAAUUACCCAUGUCCCGUUGCUAACAACUGUGAACAAGUAUACGAAAUAGCAUAUCCAAUAAAAGUCCAUCUCAGGUGACAGUCCGGCGAGAAACCAUUCAUCUGCAACUGGUUGAACUGCACUUGAAGAUUUUCAAGAUCUGAUGAACUCGCUCGGCUCUAGAAGCAAAUGUACUAGAAAACACUUUAUAAUUUUCAUUACUUGAUCCCUUCAUUCCUUUAGAAAAUAUGUAAUUUUCAAAUUACAGUAAAUAUGAUGAAGUUCAGAAAAAGGAUCCACUUCCCAACGGUAACGACAAAUUUUUAGACAGCAUGAUUAAAGAUCUAUUUAAUAACGACAACCACCUACUAGAAGAAGCCAUAGCCGAUGAAAACUUUUCCCUCUCCUUGUUUGAUGAUCUCAACGAUGUGCGUCCCCGGCCAUUAGAAAUAAAUAUGGAGAAUAACGCUUCUGAACCUUUGGGUAUCUUCGAGAUGUGUCCACACAUGAACGACGAAACCACCUGUAAAAAUACUUCCAAAGAUCCGCCAAGUGAAGGUAAACACUUCGCCCAGAGUCCUCAUGCUUUAAUCACCCGCGACUACACUCAGAAAAAAAAAAUAAAAAUUUCCCAUGUCCCUUUGCGAACUGAAAAUGUAUACCAAUCAGCAUAUCCUCUAAAAGUCCAUAACAGGAAACAGUCCGGCGAGAAACCGGUCAUCUUCAACUGGUUGAACUGCACUUGGAGAUUUUCAAGAUCUGAUGAACUAGCUAGGCUCUAGAAGCAAAUGUAUUAGAAAACACUUUAGAAUUUUCACUACUUGAUCCCUUCGUUCCUUUAGAAAAUAUGGAAUCUUCAAAUUACAGUAAAUAUUAUGAUGAACUUCAAGAAAAGGAUCCACUUCUCAACGGUAACGACAAGUUUUUAGACAGCAUGAUUAAAGACCUAGGUACUUAAUAAUGACGACCACUUAUUAUAAGAAUCCAUAGCCGAUGGAAAUUUUUCCCAGUUGGAUGAUCUCAACGAUGUGCUUCCUCUGCCAUUCGAAUUAAAUAUGGAGAAUAACACUUCUGAACCUUUGGGUAUCUUCGAGAUGUCUCCACACGUGAACGACGAAACCACGUGUAAAAAGACCACCAAACAUUCGCCAAGUGAAGGGAAACACUUCGUCCAGAGUCUCCAUGCUUUAUUCACCCGCGACUACAGUCAGAAAAGAGAAGAAGAUAAAAAUUUCCCAUGUUCCUUUGCUAACUGUGAAAAAGUAUACGAAACAGCAUAUCCACUAAAAGUUGAUCUCAGGAAACAUUCCGGCGAGAAACCAUUCAUCUGCAACUGGUUGAACUGCACUUGGAGAUUUUCAAGAUCUGAUGAACUAGCUAGGCUCUAAAAGCAAAUGUAUUAGAAAACACUUUAGAAUUUUCAAUACUUGAUCCCUUCGUUCCUUUAGAAAAUAUGGAAUUUUCAAAUUACACUAAAUAUUAUGAUGAAGUUCAAAAAAAGGAUCCACUUCUCAACGGUAACGACAAAUUUUUGGACAGCAUGAUUAAAGACCUAUUUAAUAACGACAACCACCUACUAGAAGAAGCCAUAGCCGAUGAAAACUUUUCCCUUUCCUUGUUUGAUGAUCUCAACGAUGUGCGUCCCCGGUCAUUCGAAAUCAAUAUGGAGAAUAACGCUUCUGAACCCGAGAUGUCUCCACACAUAAACGACGAAACAGCGUGUAAAAAGACCCCAAAGAUCCGCCGGGUGAAGGUAAACACUUCGUCCAGAGUCCUCAUGCUUUAAUCACCCACGACUACACUCAGAAAAGAGAAGAUAAACAUUUCCCAUGUCCCUUUGCUAACAACUGUGAAGCAGUAUACGAAACAGCAUAUUCACUAAAAGCCCAUCUCAGAAGACAUUCCGGCGAGAAACCAUUCAUCUGCAACUGGUUGAACUGCACUUGGGAGGUUUUUAAGAUCUGAUGAACUCGCUAGGCAUAAACGUUCUCACUCCGGAGAUAAACCAUACAAGUGCGAACUUUGUGUAAAGGACUUGGCAAGAUCUGACGAUCUGUCCAAACACAAAAAAGUCCAUAUGAAACAUAUGAGCCAAUAUGGAACAUACGACAUAAGAAAGCGUGCAAGAUGUAGUGUUUUCAAGAUCUGAUGAACUAACUAGGCUCUAAAGGCAAAUGUACUAGAAAACACCUUAGAAUUUUCAUUACUUGAUCCCUUCGUUCCUUUAGAAAAAAUGGAAUCUUCAAAUUACAAUAAAUAUGAUGAAGUUCAGAAAAAGGAUCCACUUCUCAACGGUAACGACAAGUUUUUAGACAGCAUGAUUAAAGACAUAUUUAAUAACGACGACCACCUAUUAGAAGAAUCCAUAGCCGAUGAAAAAUUUUUCCAGUUUGAUGAUCUCAACAAAGUGCUUCCUCGACCUUUCAAAAUAAAUAUGGAGAAUAACACUUCUGAACCUGUAGGUAUCUUCGAGAUGUCUUCACACAUAAACGACGAAACAACGUAUAAAAAGAACCCAAAAGAUCCGCCAAGUGAAGGUAAACACUUCGUCCAGAGUCCUCAUGCUUUAAUCACCCGCGACUAUACUCAGAAAAGAGAAGAAGAUAAAAAUUUCCCAUGGCCCUUUGCUAACAACUGUGAAACAGUAUACGAAACAGCAUAAAUAUUCACUAAAAGCCCAUCUCAGGAGAUAUUCCGGCGAGAAACCAUUCAUCUGCAACUGGUUGAACUGCACUUGGAGAUUUCCAAGAUCUGAUGAACUCGCUAGGCAUAAAGAUUCUCACUCAGGAGAUAACCAUACAAGUGCGAACUUUGUGUAAAGGACUUGGCAAGAUCUGACGAUCUGUCCAAACACAAAAAAGUCCAUAUGAAACAUAUGAGCCAAUAUGGAACAUACGACAUAAGAAAGCGUUCAAGAUGUAGUGUUUUCAAGAUCUGAUGAACUAGCUAGGCUCUUAAGGCAAAUGUACUAGAAAACACCUUAGAAUUUUCAUUACUUGAUCCCUUCGUUCCUUUAGACAAAAUGGAAUCUUCAAAUUACAAUAAAUAUGAUGAAGUUCAGAAAAAGAAUCCACUUCUCAACGGUAACGACAAGUUUUUAGACAGCAUGAUUAAAGACAUAUUUAAUAACGACGACCACCUAUUAGAAGAAUCCAUAGCCGAUGAAAAAUUUUCCCAGUUUGAUGAUCUCAACAAAGUGCUUCCUCGACCUUUCAAAAUAAAUAUGGAGAAUAACACUUGUGAACCUGUGGGUAUCUUCGAGAUGUCUUCACACAUAAACGACGAAACAACGUGUAAAAAGAACCCAAAAGGUCCGCCAAGUGAAGGUAAACACUUCGUCCAGAGUCCUCAUGCUUUAAUCACCCGCGACUAUACUCAGAAAAGAGAAGAAGAUAAAAAUUUCCCAUGGCCUUUUGCUAACAACUGUGAAACAGUAUACGAAACAGCAUAAAUAUUCACUAAAAGCCCAUCUCAGGAGACAUUCCAGCGAGAAACCAUUCAUCUGCAACUGGUUGAACUGCACUUGGAGAUUUUCAAGAUCUGAUGAACUCGCUAGGCAUAAAGGUUCUCACUCAGGAGUUAAACCAUACAAGUGCGAACUUUGUGUAAAGGACUUGGCAAGAUCGACGAUCUGUCCAAACACAAAAAAGUCCAUAUGAAACAUAUGAGCCAAUAUGGAACAUACGACAUAAGAAAGCGUGCAAGAUGUAAAGUGUUAGGAGAGAUAUAAAAACUUUUUGUACUGAAUAAACUUCGUCAAACUCAUAUCGUAUGCCUCUAGCGACGUGGUCGAGCAACUCAAAUCCUUAGUCCGUUUUUGUUUAAGCUAAUGUAAUCUUUUUAUAGUUAUAGUUCCAUAAAAGUAGUUUUAGUAUUCUCAUUCCAUGUAAGUCUGUACAAUGUUCGGAUGUUUUGCCAAAUACUUUUCUUUCGAUGUUUUCCAGUAUUAAGCUGUUACUAAUUCCGAAAGUAUUAGGGUGUCAUUGUUUUACCUUUUUUAGCAUCGGCAAUUUAGCAUCGUAUGUCCCGAAAUUCAUAAGAAGCUAAUAAAAUUUUUGUUGCUUCGAUUAUUUUAUUUUCCUUAACAUUUCCAUACCACUUUGGAACUAAUCACAUGCCAUUUCAAUUCUUUGAUGAGGGCAUCUUCAAUGGUGUGAGUUUUCGGUUAAAAAAUGCUUGGCAUUUUUUGAGCCUACCCAAGUGUGUCUGCCCAUGCCCUCGGAUUCCAGUUCCUUCUACUGUUCUAGAAUCGUCUUAUACCACUUUAUGAAAUUCUUAUUUAGCUUUGUAAUAAAUUACCAUUUGUUAGUUUAUCUUAUGCUAUUUUGACUACUCUGGUCUUCUCCAUUCUACUUGUGUGAUUAUUCUAUUUCUAUUUUUUCUUUUGUAUCCACUCGUUUAUAAUAUGUAACAUUGUCUUGUGAUAACUUCACUUCUAUUUCGGCCUUUCAGAGUAUUUCUUGUAGUUCUCCUCAGUUUUCUCAUCUCUGCAGUUUCUAAUACCCUUUGGUGUUACCCUGAUAGACAUGUCAUUAUUGAUCUUAUACUGGCUUUAUAAACUCGUUGAUUCCAUCUUAGUGUUAAUAUGUAGGUUUCGCCAUAUAGUGUUCUUAAGGCGUCUGGGUAGUUUAUUUGCAUAAAAAUGGUAGAUAAUAAUGAUUUUGUCCAUUGCUUUAAGAUUCUUAUGGAAUUAUCUUAGUCAACUGUGUAUAAGUAUUUUCAAAAUUCUACUUUCCCAAUGGUGUAACCUUAUAUUUCAUUUUGGAUUUAAUUUCUAUGUACGAGCAAAGCGUAUUCAUAACUUUCCGUACCUAAUGUUAGAGGUAUGUAUUUAGAUAAUGCAUUAAAAAAUAUGUAAAGAUAUAUUUUGUUCUCUAUAUUGUUUGCCAUGAAAUCUUUAUUUUUAAUUCUUUGACUAUCAUUUUUUUCCACACCAUUACUAUUUCAUAUUACCCAUCUAUGAAGAACAUAAUAUCAAAAACCCAAGAGAUAAAAAACUGCUACAGGAACCUAAUUUAGAUAAAUAAUUAAGUAAAAUGCUUUAUAAAAGGUAUUUUAGAAAUAAAAAUGAACGUUUAGAAAUAAACGUUUUAGAAAUAAAAAUUUCAUAAUCAGCGCUGCUUACAGAUAUAGAUGCUUGAUCCACCAAAAUAAAAGGGUUAAAGCCCUUUAAAUGUUAUAAAGUUAUAUUGUUAUAUAAAAUAAUGAGUCAUUUGUAUACAGCCGACUAAUGUACAGUAAAAAUUUCAUUUUUCAAUUUUAAUCCUUGGUGUGGUAAAAUAAGCAAAACAUUGCCUGUAAAUAAAAAAUUAAAACGUUAACGUGUUACCUACCAGUUCUAUAACUUUUAUUAUUUUGGUUAUGAGCUAUUCCAGGUCAAAUCAACACACUUUGAAUUCAUUUUUUUCCUGACCUAUUUAGAUUUUGUUAAAAUUUAGAGUACUCAUAGUGGAUGAUUAGGUGAAGAAAAAUACAAAAUUUAAAAUUUUUAUCUCGAGCCGUUUCCGAAAUAUGGUUAUGUAAAAUUUUCCAAAAAAAUCCAAAAUACCGCGACCAUACUUUAUUGGAAUGUAUAUAUAUAUUACACAGUACUAUUAUAUAUAUAUAUAUAUAUAUAUAUAUAUAUAUAUAUAUAUAUAUAUAUAUAUAUAUAUAUAUAUAUAUAUAUAUAUAUAUAUAUAUAUUAUCACUGGGCCUGUAUAUAUCACUGUAAAGAGCUUUAAAAAUGCUACAAAAUGACACCUCUCCCAGCAUUUUAGCUCAAUUAGGACAGCUUCUACGACCAUUCCAAUAAAGUAUGGUCGUGGUGUUUUGGAUUUUUUUGAAAACUUUACAUAACCAUAUAUCGGAAAUAGUUUGAGAUGAAAAUUUAAAAUUUUGUAUUUUUGUUUCCCUUAUUAGCCACUAUGAGUAUUCCAAAUUAUAACCAAUUCUGAAGAGGGGGUGAAAAUUAGGUGUGUUGAGUUGAUAGGGAAUGACCCUUAUGCAAAUGUUGCCUCACACAUUUUAUAAUUAAAAAAAGAAAUUCAUUUUCAUUAAUUUUUCUAGCAUUGACUAGUUCUGAUCCUUGUUAUUUAUUACCAAUGUUUCUGUUCUAAAAUGUGUGGUCAAUAGCAAACUGUUUUGUGUUUUGUUUACAAACAAUAUAAUGUGAUAUUAUUUCAAAAAUAAAACUGUUUUGUAAU
This is a messenger RNA of Diabrotica virgifera virgifera (western corn rootworm), 7828 nucleotides long. RefSeq lists its product as uncharacterized. The coding region runs from base 212 to 733 and encodes 173 amino acids. The transcript has 4 exons. The record is from RefSeq and is a predicted model, not a curated record. NCBI's taxonomy places the organism in Eukaryota, Metazoa, Arthropoda, Insecta, Coleoptera, Chrysomelidae.